GUUGGAAGACACAUGGCCGCGCACGGUGUUUACAACUUCUCGUAAUGAACAAGUGAAUAGAUUUGAAAGUCACGAAGUGGGAAAAUAUCAAAAGUCUUCGUGCUCGCUGGUGUUAGGUGAAGGUUUUACGCUUCCGGGCAGAAAUUGUGUUUAUUGCAGAGUUGUGAGUAGACCCAAAGGCUAGCCAAGCCUUAACACAGGCUAGUGGGUGCUGUGAUGUCCUCGUCUCCCAGCAGACUCAAACACCCAAACUGCAGGAAGAAGCACUAUCCUAGUAGCACUUACCUCACUCACGUUUGACAGCCAACCAUCGGACACGAAGCACUUGGACACCAGGUAGAGGACUUCAGAGGAGGCAGUGAGAUAAACCAAGAGAGAUGACUGACUCAGGUGGAGGAGAUGAAAGCGGAGGUGUGGCUGGGACAGGACAGGAUGCUGAAGCUGAUAAUGAGCCCCCUCACCAGGCACCAUCCUCACCGGAAGGCGACGGCUUAGAAAUCCCUUUAGAGGAAGAGCCUCCGUCUGCCAAGAGGCCCAGACUGAGUGAUGCAAAUCAGGGGCUAGAACAGGUUACUGAGCCCUUACAGAUGCAAGGGGAAGCACCAGCACUGACUGGAGGUCUACAGGAGAACCCAGACUCACCAAAGCAAAGAGCACUGCUACAAUGUGAAGAAGGAGGUCAAGGUGCAGAGGAGGUAAUUUUGAGUAGGGGAUGUGAGAAAGAAUGCCACCAAAAUGGAGAUGGGGUGCAUGAUGAAGAAGGAGAGACAAAACCAGAGGAAGAUCAUAACAGCAAUGGAUCUGCUGACAGCCCUAGUGAAGGACAGCGCCUUGGGUUAGAUUUUACCCAGAACCCGCAGAUGCUGACUGGUUCCUGGGCUGAGUACUCGAGCCUCCCUGAGAAUUACCUAAAAGGAUGCAAAUGGGCCCCUGAUGGUUCGUGUAUCCUGACCAACAGUGCAGACAAUGUCCUCCGUGUGUACAACCUUCCACCAGAGGUUUACAGCUACAACUGGGACUUGCUACCUGAGAUGAGUCCAGUGUUGAGGAUGGCGGAGGGCGACACCAUCUAUGACUACUGCUGGUAUCCUAAGAUGAACUCUCUGGAUCCGGACACAUGCUUUCUGGCCAGCAGUAGCCGUGACAACCCCGUCCAUGUGUGGGAUGCAUUCUACGGGGAAGUACGCGCUAGUUUCCGACCCUACAAUCACCUGGAUGAGCUCACUGCUGCCCACUCCCUCUGCUUCUCCCCUGAUGGCACACAGCUCUACUGUGGCUUCGACAAAAUUGUCAGAGUUUUCUACACUGAGCGACCUGGAAGAGACUGUGAGGAGCGGCCCACCGUAGUGAAGAAACAGGGCCAAAGUGGCAUCAUCUCCUGCUUUGGCUUCAGCCCCUGCCAGUCUGUUUACGCCUGUGGCUCUUACUCCCGCUGUGCUGGCCUCUACUCCUGCCAAGAUGGCACCCUGCUGGCCCUGCUGCCGACCCGUCACCACGGCGGCCUCACCCAUCUGCUCUUCUCCCCUGACGGCAACUACCUGUACACUGGAGGGCGCAAGGAUCCAGAGAUUUUGUGCUGGGACCUAAGGGAGCCAGGUAAAGUAGUGUUUUCACUGAAGAGGAACGUGGCCACCAACCAGCGGAUCUACUUUGACUUAGACGUGUCAGGCAGGUACCUGCUGAGUGGGGACACUGAGGGGGUGGUGUCAGUAUGGGACACCCAGACAGCCCCUUCUGGUGGGAAUGAGGAGCUACUACAACCCCAGCUCAGGUUCCAGGCCCACUGGGACUGCACCAACGGCAUCAGCAUUCAUCCAUUCAUGCCUCUGUUGGCAACAUCCAGCGGCCAGCGUCAGUUCCCAUGGCCCAGUGACAGCGGGGACGACUCUGCCUCUGACGGCGAGGGAGCUGAAGCUGUGAUACCGCCACAAGAGACCCGACAAGACAACGCCCUCAGUCUGUGGUGGGCAGGACUGCUCAGCCCUGCAGCGGAGGAGGGUCCAGAGCAGAAAACAGAGGGGGUGGAGGCCUGAACCCUGGGUAAUCCCAUCAGCUGACACUCCCUCCUCUGACUGGGGUCAAAUCAAGUUACAUCCAACAUGUGAUAUUUAUUUUGGGAAGGAUUUGUGUGGAUAAAGCUAAUGAUGGAUGAACUCGAUUCUUUGUGCUAUCAGCAACAUGAAGUCCCAGAAUAUUGUUUUAAAGGGUGUAGUAAUACUCGCAUAAUUAGAUUCAGAGGAAAAGUCUGAUAAUUAAGAAACAUUUUGAGCAAUUAGUUUUAAGACUUCAUUGUUGAAGAUUCCCACCUUAACAAGAGACAAAAGAAGGACAUAUUUUAAUUUUUGUUUAUUAAUUAGCGAAAACACAGACCCAGUCAAGUGAAAUAUAAUGAAUCUGUGAAGUUUAAAGUUAAUUUGUUUGGCCUUUUAAAUUAAGUGGUGAAUCAACCUCCUGUAUGAGGUGAAUUUGGUUGAAUUAAAAGCCUGGGCUGAUAGUGAAACAGGCGAGUGUCUGUGCUGAGUGCACCACCAGUGUAAUUUGUAUUUGUUGGAGUGUUUGUUUACGUGUGUGUGGCUAUAAUGCUGCCCAGGAGAUUCUUUACUGCUAUAGUUAAAGUGCCAUUUGUUCCUAAGCUUUGCUUUUGUAAACUGACAGGAUCUCCUGUUUUUAGCUUGUUUUUUAAUCUAUUGGAUGCACCAAGUUGUUGUGUCACCCUGUGCAUGUCCACAAAAUGUAUAUUUUUGUAAAACCAUGAUGAUCAUUCUGAUUUUUGAAUGUAUACUCUGUAAGCAGCGAGCUUGUGAAAGUACGCUCAUAACCUGUGAAUUUCUUCAAUUACUGGGUGCAGCUGGGUUACAAUUGAUGUAUUUUUUCUACAGAUAGUGCUCAGAUUACAUUUGUACUUACAUGAGUGGUGAUGUUGCAGUAAACCACAUAAUAUUUGUAUAAUUGCUUUGAUAACGUACUGCAGUGAUUUGCUCAUUGUUGCCAACUGUUGGGUGUGCUUUGCUGUAAGGUUUCUGUGCAGGUUGAGGAGCUCAGCAUGCUCCAGCCAACGGUUAGUAUCGUCAGACAUAGAGUAGUCUAUUGAUUAAAGAAGCCUCUCUGGAUCCAGGUUUCCCUUUUUGGAACUCAAAUUUAUUGCCAACUAAUUUAUCAUAAAUGCUCUCUUGCAGCAUAUUAGGAGCCAUGCAGGCCUUGAUGAAUUCAUCCAAGUCUCUAGAUAUGUCUCCAACAGGUGGCUUUUCUGGUGAUUAUAUUCAGUCUGGGGUGAAUUAAAAGCAUAUCUCUUCCCAUA
Molecule: messenger RNA, 3298 nt
Organism: Sphaeramia orbicularis (orbiculate cardinalfish)
Lineage: Eukaryota; Metazoa; Chordata; Actinopteri; Kurtiformes; Apogonidae
Gene: wrap53
Product: WD repeat containing, antisense to TP53
Exons: 11
Coding region: 378-2033 (551 amino acids)
Biological process (GO): Cajal body organization
Cellular component (GO): Cajal body
Molecular function (GO): RNA binding; protein binding
Source: RefSeq, a predicted model, not a curated record